Messenger RNA from Acinonyx jubatus (cheetah), 1802 nucleotides. It is a transcript of the gene PYCR1, whose product is annotated as pyrroline-5-carboxylate reductase 1. Gene Ontology annotation, biological process: L-proline biosynthetic process. The record is from RefSeq and is a predicted model, not a curated record. The transcript has 8 exons. Bases 180 to 1142 code for a protein of 320 amino acids. Gene Ontology annotation, molecular function: pyrroline-5-carboxylate reductase activity. NCBI's taxonomy places the organism in Eukaryota, Metazoa, Chordata, Mammalia, Carnivora, Felidae.
GGCCGGCGUCUGGCGGCCGCGCUGCCGAUUGGCUGCAGCUGCGGAGGCGGGGCCGGCGGGGCCCGGGUGCCGCGUGGCGGGCGCGGUUCUGGGGAGCCGGGAGACCUGUGCGGGGUAACUGGCUGCCCCUGCGUAUCCGGUGCCAGCUGCGAGGGCUGUGGGCGGGGCCUGCGUCCAGCAUGAGCGUGGGCUUUAUCGGGGCGGGCCAGCUGGCCUUCGCCUUGGCCAAGGGCUUCACAGCAGCAGGCAUCCUGGCUGCCCACAAGAUAAUGGCCAGCUCCCCAGACAUGGACCUGGCCACAGUUUCUGCCCUCAGGAAGAUGGGCGUGAACCUGACGUCCCACAACAAGGAGACCGUGAGGCACAGUGACGUGCUCUUCCUGGCCGUGAAGCCGCACAUCAUCCCCUUCAUCCUGGACGAGAUUGGCGCCGACGUUGAAGAUCGGCACAUCGUGGUAUCGUGCGCGGCUGGUGUCACCAUCAGCUCCAUCGAGAAGAAGCUGACGGCAUUCCGGCCAGCCCCUAAAGUCAUCCGCUGCAUGACCAAUACACCUGUCGUGGUGCGGGAGGGGGCCACCGUGUACGCCACGGGCACCCACGCCCAGGUGGAAGACGGCAGGCUCCUGGAGCAGCUCAUGAGUAGUGUGGGCUUCUGCACCGAGGUGGAGGAGGACCUAAUCGAUGCUGUCACGGGGCUCAGUGGCAGCGGCCCAGCCUAUGCGUUCACAGCCCUGGAGGCCCUGGCCGACGGCGGCGUGAAGAUGGGGCUUCCGCGGCGCCUGGCCAUCCGCCUCGGGGCCCAGGCUCUGCUGGGAGCCUCCAAGAUGCUCCUGGACUCGGAAAAGCACCCUGGCCAGCUCAAGGACAACGUCUGCUCUCCCGGUGGGGCCACCAUCCAUGCCCUGCACGUGCUGGAGAGCGGGCGUUUCCGUUCGCUCCUCAUCAACGCCGUGGAGGCCUCCUGCACCCGCACACGGGAGCUGCAGUCCAUGGCUGACCAGGAGAAGGUCUCGCCGGCCUCCAUCAAGAAGACCAUCUUGGACAAGGUGAAGCUGGAGUCUGCUCCAGGGUCCUCGCUGGCCCCUUCCGGCCACUCCAAGCUGCCGCCCCACAGCCUGGCCCCGGCAGGCAAGAGGAACUGAGGUGCUGGACAAGCCCGCGCUGCUCAGCCCUCCUCUUCCCUCCUGGGCCUGGAACCCUGAGGCUGUGUGUUCUUAGCCCCAGGCCUCAGUGUGUCACCGCAGGGGCCUGCCACCCACGACUCUGGUCAGCUCGGGGGUCAGCUGGGGUUGUAACCCGGGAUGGGGCACAUCACUUCCCAGUGGGAAUCUCCAGUCACUGAGGGCUUCCUCCCCAGAACAGAGCUGGAUUCUCCAACCUCAGCCUACCUUUCCUUUGCCCCCACACCGGGUCAGGAUCACUUCUUCUGGAGCUCAGGAGGCCUGAACUCCCCAUGGUCAGCUGGCUUGGGGCCUGGCCCCUUGCUGAGUACAAAGGUCAAGUCCCCCUCCCCCAUCCCGCACCCCCGACUCCCGUGAAGGCCCAGCCAAGGAGAGAACUUCAUCCCACUCCUGUUCCUUCCCCGACCUCCACUGGGGGGAUGCCUCGUCCUCCGUGUGAGAAGGACAGAGGGUUCAGUCCAGGGAGCAGGACCACUGCCCCUUAUCUCCGUUUGGCAUUUGAGGAAAGGGCUCUUCGAGAGUCCCGACCGUUAAGGCCCCUGUCUCCCAUUCCUGACCCAACUUACAAGCCUGUCACUUGUCUCUUGACCUUUUAGGUUAAAUACAUUGGUUUCCAAGUCA